AUGGCUUCAAGACGAUCUUCGACCUUCUCGACACGGUCCGUCAAACAGAGGAAAUACUCGACCGAUCGACACCAGAGGGGAGCUGAGCUCUCGAUCCGCAUUGAAGAAGGGCGACCCUUGCGGCCGCCACUGGUCAAGGAGGAAGAGAUCUCGACGUCGUUUGUGCAGGAUUUCUUUUCCAAGCCACCGGAUCCCAAGAAUGUCGCGGCUUCGUUGAGCCAUGCCGACACCUUCCCGUGCCCCCUGGACAUCCACCCGGGCCAGCGCGUCAGGGGCUUCUCAGACGCCUUCGACGACGUCGAGCAGAAACAACUCGGACUCGGACUCGUCGACGAGGAGUUGUCGUGGCCGCUGGGAUUCAAGAACCCGUUCCCAGAGCCCAACCCGCAACAGCAACUUGAGAUCGAGCAACGCGCCGCCGUCUUUCGGCGUGUCAACACCGACAUCAACGCCGAAGAGGCCCAGAUCCGCAUCACGCGCUCAGCGUCCGACGCCGUAGGGCGCGCCGGCGCCAAUCGCCCCAUCGACCGCGUCAGGAGGUGGUUGGGCAUCAAGUCUGCCAUCAAGCCGGGAGCCAUCAGCGGUCUCAAGUACGCCGCGGGCCUGGCCACGACUCAUGCGACGGCCAUCCUCUCGCAGAAACCGGCGCCGCUGUUCAAGCGGAGAGCCCUGUAUGUUUUGGAAUACGACAUCGACAAUCACGGCGUCCUGCUCUGCGCACCCCCGAAGCUAUGCGAAAACGUGUCCAGUCUACGAAAGCACUUGGAGGAGGACGAGCAAGCGGACUCCCUUCUCCGGCUGAUCUACGUCUGCAACAACGAAGAAGCAGUCAACUACCUGAGCAGUGCGUAUGGCAUCAGCGGCUCCAGCACCGAGACGGGCGAGCGCAGCUUUCGUGACUGGAUGCAGGACGACCGCGACACGCGGCGGGCGUCACACAAGGCCAUCCGAUGGCGGCCGGCGUUCGACAUCGCCAGAGGCGUCAUCUGCAUGGCGUUCGGGCUGGAUUUCGGAUCCCUGGUGGUGGCGCCUCGCCCUGGGACUCCCUCUUCUUCUUCCUCUUCUCACAAACAACAGCAGCAGCACGCUCAGCAGCUGUUGCAACCCACCCGAGCCUCGCUCUACCGCCAGCGCGUUUCAGUCUACAUGCAACGAGCGUCGUCGCAGGCCCUGCCUGGUCCGCGCGUGACGCGCUUCAACUCGGGCUCCCGGCACCUGCACGACAUGGCCAAGCGCGACACGAUCAUCAUUUGCGAAUACUCGUCCGGCGAGGCCGGUGAGAUUGUCAGUGCCAACGUCCUGCUCGGUCUGAACCCAGGCGCUUUCCCGCCCCCGCCUACCCCUACGUCCACUGCUUCUCCUGACGACGAGGAGGAGAACGACGACGACAACACCACCACGGCACUGGACCCAAGACAGCGUGCGUCGACACCCACUUUGCAGGCCGUGCUCUCGCACAUCUUCGAUGGAUUGUACCAGCUCUGGCGCGACCAGAUCGCGCUGAUCCACGAGCCCCACGCCUCGCUCGAGGACCACAUCUACGCGCACCCGUCCGAUUCAUCCAGGGCCCGCGACGUCUGGGGCAUGUCGCAGCGGCUGCACAACAUGCUGAAGCUGGUGAACCGGCACUCCAAGGUCAUCGAGGCCGUGCAGGACGACUUUGCCGUCUUCGCCGAGAUGGAGAAGUUUCAGGACGGCGGCGGUGGGGGAACCGAGAAGAAGAGAGACGGGUCCGGCGGCGGUCGUCGCGGUCGUACCAGCAACUCCGGAAGUACCUGGUUGACGCCGCUGCUGGACGACUUUGAGGUCCUGGCCGACAAUAUCGGGACGGAUUACCUCGAGCCUCUGGACUAUAUGAUUGACUUGAUGUACAAAUCCGUCACGAUCCGCGACUCGAAGCAAUCCCUCGAGCUCAACGCCAGCCUGUGGCGACUCAGCUGGAUCACUUUCAUUUUCCUCCCCUUGACAUUCCUGGUCGGCGCGUUCGGCAUGAACGUCGAUGCACUGAGGCAGUAUCCCAGCCUCAAGUGGUACUUCGUCGCCGCUGUGCCUUUGGUAUGUAACCCAUAA
Molecule: messenger RNA, 2070 nt
Organism: Fonsecaea multimorphosa CBS 102226
Lineage: Eukaryota; Fungi; Ascomycota; Eurotiomycetes; Chaetothyriales; Herpotrichiellaceae
Exons: 3
Coding region: 1-2070 (689 amino acids)
Biological process (GO): transmembrane transport; metal ion transport
Cellular component (GO): membrane
Molecular function (GO): cobalt ion transmembrane transporter activity; magnesium ion transmembrane transporter activity; magnesium ion binding
Source: RefSeq, a predicted model, not a curated record